AUGCUGCGGCAGAGUGACCACAACCACUACAACCUCCACUAUGACGACCACGACCACGACUACUACGACGACCACGACCACGACCACUACGACGACCACGACCACGACCACUACGACGACCACUACUACAACCACUACCUCUACCGCUACGACCACGACAACCACCGAUACUUUGACGACGGCGACCACUACGACCACCACUACUAA
Molecule: messenger RNA, 207 nt
Organism: Drechmeria coniospora
Lineage: Eukaryota; Fungi; Ascomycota; Sordariomycetes; Hypocreales; Ophiocordycipitaceae
Exons: 2
Coding region: 1-207 (68 amino acids)
Source: RefSeq, a predicted model, not a curated record